Messenger RNA from Cyclocybe aegerita, 738 nucleotides. The record is from the annotation of a GenBank genome assembly. Lineage: Eukaryota; Fungi; Basidiomycota; Agaricomycetes; Agaricales; Hemipholiotaceae.
AUGGCUGACUGGGAAGAAUUCAACAAGGUGCUAGGGGAUGAACUACUUGACAUCCCACCCCCAGGUCCUCUCCACACCCCACUGGAAAUUGACAUCGCUGCAAGCACACUAACCAAAGCCCUCCAAAACACCAUAGAGAAGACAAUCAAAGAACAAAAACCACUACCACAAGCAAAGAGAUGGUGGAACAGUCAGUUGGAGGAGCUAAGAAAGGCAAAGAACAAGUUGAGUACUGAAUCGUACUGUCUACGUGCAUUGGAGAAUCACCUGGACAUCUCAACUGCUGACAUCUGGACAGCACACCGGUAUAUCAAAGAACCACCCAUGGAUGGAGGAAGACCAAGGAUACCCACCCUCAGGACCAACGACAGAAACAGUAGGGAACGGGAGGUGACUGACAACACAGACAAAGCAGAAACCUUUGCCAAAGCCUUCUUCCCACCUCCACCAGCUGAAAGCUCAGUACCUGAAGAUUAUGAUUACCCAGAACUGCUCCCAGAUCCCCCUGAUAUCACAGAGGAUCAAAUACGACAAAACAUCCUCAAGUUAUCACCCUACAAAGUGCCAGGCCCAGACGGGAUCCCCAACAUUGUCCUACAAAAGUCCUAUGACAAAAUUGCCAAACACCUCCCACACCUCUUUCAGGGCAUUCUACAACUCAACAUGUACUAUGAACCAUGGAAAGAAUUUACGACGGUGGUCCUACGAAAACCUGGAAAACCCAGCUACGAGAUGUAA